UGACUCGCGCGGUGUUCCCGUCAAACCGGCGUCUACAUGGCGGAGUUAAUGCCUAUUUUCGUCAAUUAGAAGUAAAGAAAAAAUAGAAAUACAUUAACUUCCCCUUUAAUUUGGCAGCUGUUGGAGCUGGCAGGGCGAGGGGGGGGAGAUGGCACUGCGUUGGACGCGGUCCGCCUGUGCGUGUGAGCGUGUCCUCCUCGGUGGUCUAUUAAGGUUUUAAUUAGCGGAUAAGAUGGCCAUUGUUGACGUUUAAGACUGGGAGAGACCGAACUGCACCGCCCCGGCAUGGAAAAGCACGCCUGGUUUGAAGACCUCUGAUCCUAUCGGCUCCUCAGCCAGCAAGGCGACAGUCGGCGAGCAUCCAGGCUCCCCUAGGAAGGAGAGACCGUUCUGCGAGGACAAGAAGAGGAGCUUCCACUUGCGCUGCUUCCCAGUCACCAUGUCUAUACCCAGCAUCAGCCCAGAGCGAGAGGGCUCCGGCGGGGUUCCUUCACACCUCGAGUGUCCCUCCUCUCCUCCGGCUUUGGAUCCAGACCCACUGUCGACGGGCAGCCCCGUCCUCAGCCCAGACUCCUCUUCCCAUGAUACAUUGCUGUCAGCAUCAGCCAUGUCACCGGCAGACUCGGAGAACCUCAGUCCAGAUGAACUGGAGCUGCUUGCCAAACUUGAGGAGCAGAACAGGUUACUGGAGGCUGACUCCAAGUCCAUGCGCUCCAUGACAGGCUCGCGGCGCAACAGCGGCUCUUCGCUGGUGUCGAGCUCAUCUGCCUCGUCCAAUCUCUCCCACCUGGAGGAGGACACCUGGAUCCUUUGGGGCCGCAUCGUCAACGAGUGGGAGGAAUGGAGACGCAAGAAGGACAAACUCCUCAAGGAGUUGAUUAGGAAGGGCAUUCCUCAUCACUUCCGUGCCAUCGUGUGGCAGCUGCUGGGCAACGCCACGGACAUGCCGGUGAAGAAUCAGUAUUCAGAGUUGCUGAAGAUGUCGUCCCCUUGCGAGAAGCUCAUCCGUCGGGACAUCGCACGCACCUACCCCGAGCACGAGUUCUUCAAAGGUCAGGACAGCCUGGGCCAGGAGGUCCUCUUUAACGUGAUGAAGGCGUACUCCCUUGUGGAUCGAGAGGUGGGCUACUGCCAAGGCAGCGCGUUUAUUGUUGGUCUCCUACUCAUGCAGAUGCCUGAAGAGGAGGCGUUUUGCGUCUUUGUGCGUCUGAUGCAGGAAUACCGUCUUAGAGAGCUUUUCAAGCCCAGUAUGGCCGAAUUGGGCCUCUGCAUCUACCAGUUUGAGUAUCUUCUGCAGGAGCAACUUCCAGAGCUUAACGUCCAUUUCCGGUCCCAGAGUUUUCAUACAUCCAUGUAUGCAUCAUCCUGGUUCCUCACCUUGUUCCUCACUUUCCUCCCUCUGCCUGUUGCCACACGUAUAUUUGACAUUUUUAUCGAUAUGACCUUUCUGCAGGGCCUGGAGAUCAUCUUCCGUGUAGGCAUGGCCAUCCUGCAGUACAACCAGACGGACCUCAUUCAGCUGGACAUGGAGGGCAUGUCGCAGCAUUUCCAGAAGGUGAUCCCCCACCAGUUUGACAGCUGCCCAGACAAGUUGAUCCUCAGGGCCUACCAGAUCAAAUACAACCCCAAGAGAAUGAAAAAGCUUGAGAAAGAGUAUACCACCAUCAAGAACAAAGAAAUGGAGGAACAAAUUGAGAUCAAGAGGCUGCGCACAGAAAAUCGACUGCUGAAACAGAGGAUUGAGACCCUAGAGAAGGAGAGUGCUGCUCUGGCAGACAGACUCAUACAGGGUCAGGUGACCAGGGCGCAGGAAGCGGAGGAGAACUACGUGAUCAAGCGCGAACUGGCGGUGGUGAGGCAACAGUACAACACAGCCAGCGAGAGCCUGGAGAAGGCGCAGGACACCAUUAGAGAUCUGCAGCAACAGAAGUACACAGAGCAGUUUGUGAACGGUCUGCAGACGCAACUGGAGCAGUCCAAGCUGCGUGAGGCUGAGCUGCAGGGAGCGCUAAAGGAAAUGCAAGACAAGGUGCUAGAUCUUGAAAAGAGGAGCAGCUGUUUACCUGAUGAAAACAACAUGGCAGCUAUGAAGGAGGAGAUGAAACAGAUGAAGCUGCGGGAGCUGGAGACGCUGCGCUCAUUUAGAGAGAUGCAGGACUCUGUCACCGAGCUCAAUCAGCGCUGGCAGCAUCACAUGUCCCGCGGCGGCGGCACUGGAGGCGGCAGCCACUGGAAGGAAUCCCCGAAGAAGAACGCCAUGAAUGAGCUGCAAGACAAGCUGAUGACCAUCCGACUGAGGGAGGCACAAGCCCAGGCUGAGCUCCGAGAGGUCAAACUGAAAGCUGUUCAACUGGAGAGCCAGAAUCAGAUCCACAGCAAAUUGAUCGGUCGCCUUGAGCAGGAGCGUUCCGCCCUUCAGGAUCGGCUCCAGAUGCUGUCUAAUCAGAACAAAGCUGUUCAGGCCCAGCUCAACGAGAUGAAACGGAAGCAGGCCGAAUGGGACUGCAAGAAUAAAGAGGAGGUGAUGGCGGUGCGACUGAGGGAAGCAGACAGCAUGGCUGCCAUUGCUGAGCUCCGGCAGAAGAUAGCAGAGCUUGAAAUACAGAAGGAAGCAGGGCUGAUCCAGGGCCAGCUGAACCACUCUGACUCCAGACAGUAUAUCAACCGGCUCAGGGACCAGAUCACUGAGCUCAAAAAUGAGAUCAGGCAAAUGCGCGGGCAAAAGGCGGGGGCGCCCAGCUCCAGGCUCACCACCGCAGGCGGCAACUACCAGGACCUCUGCCUGGCCAGCCCCGCCUCUGCUGAGGGGGACUACCUGAGUUCGGACGACGACCUCCUCCACAGCCCGCUCCCCGCCAACGCCCUUUACCCAGCCAUACCGGUUCAGUGUCACCCGUCCGCCCGCCUGGACAGUGAAGGCAGCACAGACAGCGAGGCAGAGGAGCAGAUAACCCCCGAGCCACAGCAGCUGUACGGCAGCAUGGUAUGUGCCGAGGCCAUGGAGAAUUGAGGCCUGCGGGAAGAGGACCUCAGAAACUGUCCUUUCUGGUACAUAUGUAACACAACACACAACAACAGGCUGAAACUGGAACUUCAGAACUGUUUGCUGCUCAACAUGGACCACUUGUCCUAAAUCUAUUGACUAUGACAAACAAAAAGCAGGGCCCUGCUAAAACUUUUUUUUCCCUGAUUCAGUCUCGGACAUCUUGAUACCCCAUCAUGAGAAAGGCGCACACCUGUCUCCCCUGCCUUCUCCAACGAGGUCUAUCAACCAUCCAUGGAGCCCUCACGUGCUAAAUGAAAGAGAGCAGUGGAUUAUCACCAAAUACAUCUUGUCCUCAUGACCAUUUCAACACACACGUGUGCAAACAUGAAAAAAAAACAGAAAAGUUGCCAAAUCUUUUGUUUUUGUAUUCUAAAGUAAUUUAUACGUUAUGUAAUUUAUUUUGAUAUUGUUUUUAAUAUGUCAGUAUGAAACCAUAGGACUGGCAGAGGCCUCCCCCCUCCCAAGCCCACCUUGUGUGCCAACCCGGAGCCGCCUGUUUACUGUGACGCUAGCUGAGAUGCUAACUGUGCUGCUAUGCUCAUUUGCAUACUGAGGUGUAACCGAUUACUACCGCGUGCCGUCCGUCACCCAGUGUGUGUGUUUGUGGUAAAAGAAACAAAGUGUGACAUUUUAUGCAAAACGUAAUAGCCCCACUAUACGCCAAUAACAAAACUAUAAUGUCCAAGAGUAUUGUACAUAUAAACAAACACCGUGGAGUGCAAAAACUAGAUGGGGGGAUAGAUACAUUAGCAAUGCAGUAUUAUGUUUUAAAGUAACAGUCGUCCCUCGCCAUAUCGCACUUCAAAAUAUAUUCAGGCAUGUUAUGGUUUUUUGUGUGUUUUUUUAAUUAAGCAUUUUCAAGCAUUACAUUUUCUAAAUGAGCUAAAAAUAUCAAUACUACAGUAGUACUGGCCAGUAGAUGAGACCAAUCUAAUCAGAGCAGGCUGUUCAGUAUCGUUGCCACUGAUUGGCUCAGCCUCAAGCAGCAUUAUAUUAGAAUCAUUUUGAGAUAUGAAUUUGAGCAUUUUAUGUCUAGGGCAGGGGUGUCAAACGUACGGCCCGAGGGCAGGAUCAGGCCCGCAAACAGGUUUUAUCCGGCCUGCGGGAUGAGUUUGCCAAGUAUAAAAAUUAACCUGAAAUUUUUGAAUGAAAGAAACUGCUGUUCUAAAUGUGUCCACUGGAUGUCGCAAUAGCAAUUAUUUUUAUCUUGUCGAUGAUGCUACAUAUGUACAAAAUAUACCACAUGUUAGUUAGUACAUCAGUCGAGGAAAAUGAUAAAUCUACAUAAAUAACAUACUGUAAUUUGAUUUUGAUAUGAUUUUUUUAUUUUUGAUAAAUUAAAAAUUAACACCAAUGAGUUGACUGAACAUUAUCACAUAAUUUAUUCAAAAAAUAUAAAUAACGACAAAUAAAGAUAGAAUACUAUUAACCGCAACAUGUAAGUGUAAAAAACCCAAAACAACACCAUUAUGAUUUGUACAAUUUCAGAAUGUGCUUGUUCUAUUUUAAAAACAAAGAAAACAAUCUGAAAUGUUCUUUAUUUUUAAGUUAUCGUGCCGUGAUUUUACCAGUCCGGCCCACUUGGGAGUAGAUUUUUCUCCAUGUGGCCCCCGAUCUAAAAUGAGUUUGACACCCCUGGUCUAGAGGGUUCACAUUAUGCUAAAGAACAUAUUUAGAAAGUUAACAGGUUUUUUUCAUGUUCCAGCUGUAAAAAUAUUUGAUAUACAGUAUUAUUAAUGAUUCCUACUAUCGUGUUAUCGCAUUUGUCCGGAGCCAAUUAACUACGGGAGACAACUAUAUGUAUUUUGGGGCUAAAUUAAGCAUUUUCAAGCAUAAAAAUGUCUGAAUGAACUAAGGAUAUCAAUACUACAGUAGUAACGGCCGCUAGAUGAUGACCAAACCAAUCAGAGCCUGCUUUUCAGUAUUGUGGCCACUGAUUGGCUCGGCCUCUGAGGGCAUUACUAUAUCGUAUUGUAUUGUAAAUAUUUAUUUCGGAAGAAAAAAAAACUCGAAACAAAACAACAAUGAUUAAUAAAUGGAAAAAAAUAAUAGAUUUUUCGAACAUGUUUACUGUUACUGUUACAGUUUUUAUUGGAUUAUAAUCUUGACUAUUUCAUGUUUAGAGGGCUCACAUAAUUUUAAUUAUAAUGUAUUUAGAAGGUCAUGAACAUUUUUAAUGCUCUAACUGGAAACAGUCAAUUCAAAAUUACACAUUCCUACUUUGAGGAAAUGAAUUUACCGCUUUAAGGCCCCGAACCAAUUAACAGCGAUAAUUGAGGAUUUACUGUAUUACAGUUUGCUGCAGAUGUUGAUGUAAUACAUGACAGUAAGACGUGACAGUGAUAUCAAAUGUUGGCAUUGUUUUCUAGGAAGGACUGAAAUGGAGCGCAGUACUUGGCUGCAACCAGCAGAGGUGCUGAAGAGUCAGUCCUAACUCGUUUGCUGUCUAAAGAAGGACACUAACUCUUCCACUAUUCUUGAAUCUCUGCAGCAGCAACAAAAACCAGAUCACAACGUGACACCAAAGUUAGACCCCAAGUCGGAUUGACUUGACAUUUUUCAUACAGCUAAACACAUCUUUUGGGGACUGAGCAAGAUUAGUUGAAAAUCAUGGCUGCCAUCAAGCAAAACGCUCUGUAAGUUAUUGACCAUUUGCCCAAUUAAUAUAAAAUUCUGAGGAUAUAUUUGACAUGUAUGCUGCUAAAAAUAACAGCACUUCUAAAUUGACUCAGCUUUUUUUGCACCCAUGCAGUUAAUUAUAAUUUAUUUCUGUGGUAACUAAAAUGUAACAGUUCAAGGGGCAACCGUUAACAUGUAUUUAUAUGUACUAGGCCAUUUUUCAACCAUUACAUAAUUAAACAUAGCUUUGCCAUCCUUUAUAACUCAAGUUUUAGUUAACAAUUAUAUGGUUCCUUGGAUAAACAGUGGCUAGUAUACAAAAACAGUUGUAUUAUUUUAUUAAAUAGUCAAAUUAACACUGUUAGUAGUGAUAACACAGUAUAUAAUAGUAGUUUGGGUCAUUAUAGUAAUCUUACAGUUAUUACAAAGCGUCAACAUAUUCUAGUCGUCAUAAGUGACUGGCGCCACACGGACUCAGGUAAGCUAAAGCUAGGCUACUGUUUUAGAAUAACGAUAAGGCAAGCAAACAUAUUUCCCCUCAAAAAUUGUCAAACUGUCCUUUUUUUGUGAGUCUUUCAAGUUCAUAAAUCCACAUUGUGUGAGCGUUGAGCUAACUAAACCCAAGUUGUGUCAGAGCGCACAAACGCUAAUGAUGCUAACUAACAGUAGCAGCAUUUUGGGUGACAUAUUAGACAUAUCAAAACAUCGGUAUAGUUCUUUAGAGGUUUUAGAAGAUGAUACACAACAUUCUAAAUUACCACUGAGUUUCUUUCCCAUCCGAUACCGAGUAAAAUUCAGGCUGUUAUCGGCAAUACAGAUCCGAUACUUCAAGCAAAUGUACCUAAUGUGUAGUGUAUAUAAAUUAUAUAUAAUAGCUAAAAAUGUUGUGUAUUCCAAAUAACAUAGCAUAAAUAAUACAGUUAUUGUUGCAUUUAUUUAAUAUAAUUGUUGUUAUUUCUGAUUAUAUACUUAUUUAUUUCAAAACCCGAAGAAUAUUGAGGGAGCAGCACAAAUAAUACAGCCAAGCUAAUACAACAGAAAAUACGAAUUCAUACAAAGUUACACGAAAAUGGUGAUGUCAAACAAUAACGUAAGGAAAUAAGUAUCAUGAUAAAAGCAUUAAAAUAUAUGAAUUAAUAAGAACAAUUAUUCAUUUUGAAUUAACGCACAUAUAAACCUAUUAGAUUAGUGGUAAGAGAUCAAAGUAAAAUGUGUGAGUUAA
Entelurus aequoreus (snake pipefish) is the source of this 6887-nucleotide messenger RNA. It is a transcript of the gene evi5l, whose product is annotated as ecotropic viral integration site 5 like. Lineage: Eukaryota; Metazoa; Chordata; Actinopteri; Syngnathiformes; Syngnathidae. The transcript is spliced from 20 exons. The coding region runs from base 440 to 3010 and encodes 856 amino acids. The record is from RefSeq and is a predicted model, not a curated record.